Molecule: messenger RNA, 1368 nt
Organism: Cylicocyclus nassatus
Lineage: Eukaryota; Metazoa; Nematoda; Chromadorea; Rhabditida; Strongylidae
Source: the annotation of a GenBank genome assembly
AGACUUUUCCUCUCCGGAAUCCAGGAGAUGAACCAUAUGCCUCCCGAUAGUCCUGCCUCCAUUCGUAGUAAGGAUCCAAUUGCUACCAUAAAGAUGGAAUCGCCCGGUUCCGAGUCUCCACGUUCAAUUCGAGACAUACACAAAGGUAGCGGUAACCUACGUGGUGGAGGCCUUCAGAAGGUGUACGUCACACAGAAACCGAGCAUGAAACGCUACAAGUCAAAGUUGGAUCGACGGCUUGGUCUAUGCAUUUUUGGUUGUUUCGUCACAAUAGCGUCAAUAUUGUUCAUUUACGGACUAAUGCACAUGAAUGUACACGAUGAACUCACGACGUACGUGAAUCGGACACAUCAAAUAGCAAAGGAAUUAAGACAUGCACUGGACGAUAGAUACCCGAGAGAAAACCAAACCAAUAUCGAUAAAUAUGGUCGACAGUGGAUGACCGUCGAGGAGUUGGAAUAUGACGCAUCAUUGAUCAAAGAGACAAACUCUACGAUAUGGAACCUGUUUUGGUGGAAUCUCAUUCUUGCACUUUUGCUUAUACCUAUCCUUAUUUUGGUUCACUGUGAUGCUGUGGAGGGAAAUCUUGCUAAAUUAGUAUACAGGGGUAUACUUAUUGGCUGCCUAAUAUUCUGCAUUGCUCAAUUUCUAUAUCUAAUUCAUCCUUUGCUAUGGGGAGCCGCCAAGUUCCCAGGCAUGGUAGAUAGGCUGUUCUUGCAAGCUUACCCUCGGGAUGAAUAUCAGAUCAACGCAAUAAAGGAACGAUUUGCCUGUGAGUUCCAACCACAUGAUGUGCUCGUGCAAUUUGAUUUACAGCAACCGUGCAUACCAAAGAUGAAGAAUUCACUAUUUCCAACUUAUACUGUGCUUUUGUUGAUGUUUAUCGAUGUACUGCCAUUUCUCUAUGCCAUUUUCACCUACGCUUGGGAUGCUUGCAUCAAGAAUAGCAAACUUUUCCGAAACGCUCGGAAAAGGGUAGAGCUCAACAAUUCUAGAAGAGUUCCGUUCCCAAAGCAGAACCAGUAUGAGCCACCACCAAAGAUCACAGCAAAAGGUAACACUACAACAGUAACUGUGAACGAUUUGCCUGGCGAUUUGGUGUGAUUUCCCUCUCGGACCUCUCCUACCACGACAACUUUCACGUACUAACGAGCUCAGGUUUCUUGCCUGCUUUGUAUUUCUUCUAUAUUGUGUAUAGAGAUGCAUAAACUUUUUACAAUAUGUGAUAAUUGUCCACAUUUGAACCGUAACAGUUUGUAAGUAGCACUUUAUUGUUCUUUUAAUUCUCACAAGUUUUGUAUAUUGUUAUGCACAUAUGUAAAUGUUCUAAAAAGUUUCACCGUCUAGCUGAGGCUAAAUAACAGAAUC